UCACUCUUUUCAUUAUCUUUCCUGAAUCUUUUUUGGUUUGUGUUAGUGUUGGCAAGUAGUGAUGACAUAAUCCUCCUUUGAACCACAAAAAAUAAAAAUAAAUAAUGUAUCGCCAACCACAAAAGAAACCAAAGAUCUAACACAUCUUAAAACAUCUCCAAUCUCCCCAACUCCUACAUAUUUCCCCUCGAGGGACCUUGAUUAACUCACGAUAACCUCCCUCACCACUAUUCUCUCAUUUAUUCUCUCACUCAUUUCGCAUUGAUAACCCUCGUGUUAUGGCUCCCAGAAAAGCCGCAUCCAGCACGACAGCUGCUGCAAAGCCCAGGGAAACAAGAAAAACGGCUCAAGAACCCGGGAAGAAAUCAUCUACCAAGGCUGUACCUAAAGCUAAACCUGGUCCCAAGCCUGGCUCUAAAAAGACAAAGUCCCUUGAGAAAACCGAAGAUGUCAAGGUGAACGGCGUCUCACCUUCUGCUAGUAGCGAAGUUGACGAAGUCGACGCGCCCAAGAAGCGCAAAGCGGCCGCCGAUGAGGUCGCGACGCGCGAACCUAAGAAGGCCCGAGUCGUCAAGGCGCCUGUCGUCAAGCCCAAGAUCGUCAUCAACCAGGCUCCUACACAGCGAUUGAACGUGUAUGUUUGCGGCGAAGGGAGUUCCGGAGAACUUGGCCUUGGUGCUGGCAAGAAUGUUGUUGACGUGAAGCGCCCACGCCUCAACCCGCAUCUGCCUGCAGACACGGUUGGUGUCGUCCAGAUUGCGACUGGCGGAAUGCAUUGCGUUGCUCUCACCCAUGAUAAUAAGAUCUUGACCUGGGGCGUCAAUGACCAGGGCGCGUUGGGUCGCGACACAACUUGGGAUGGGGGCUACAAAGACAUCAAAGAAGGUGAUGGGAGCGACUCAGACUCGGAUUCCGAUAGUGAUAGUGGUCUGAACCCGCGGGAAGCAACUCCUGGAGCCGUUCCGUCUGAAUCAUUUCCCGAAGAUACUGUUUUUGUCCAAGUUGCUGCCAGCGACAGUGCAAGUUUCGCGCUUACUGAUGUUGGAUCUGUCUAUGGCUGGGGUACAUUUAGAAGCAACGACGGCAUCUUGGGCUUUGACGGAAAAUCCACAGUCCAAAGAACACCCGUCCUCCUACCCACCCUCAAGAAAAUCAAAUACAUUACCUGCGGUUCCAACCACGUGCUCGCUCUCAACGAUAAAGGCUCCGUCUUCGCCUGGGGUUCCGGCCAACAGAACCAGCUAGGCCGCCGCAUCAUCGAGCGCACCAAAAUCAACGGCUUACAACCCCGGGAAUUCGGCCUUCCCAAAAACAUGGUCGGCCUGGGCUGCGGCGCCGACCACUCCUUCGCCAUCCACAAGUCCGGCAAGGUCUACGCGUGGGGCCUCAACAGCUUCGGCGAGACGGGCAUCCGCGAGGGCGCAGGUGACAGGGAAGCGGCCAUUCUCCGCCCAGCCGUUGUCGAGUCCCUGACAGACAAAGACAUCAUCCAAAUUUGCGGUGGCUCGCACCAUUCCCUCGCCCUUACCGCCAAGGGUGAAUGUCUUGCCUUUGGCCGUCUUGAUGGCUUCCAGACCGGCAUCAAAAUCGACUCUUUGCCUGAUUCAUCCGUCAUUCGCGAUGAUAGGAACAAACCGCGUAUCCUCGCCAACCCCACCCAUAUUCCCGAUAUUGACGCCUGUCAUAUCGGUAGUGGAAGCGAGCAUUCCAUCGCUAUCGGUAAGGAUGGACGCGCGUGGUCGUGGGGCUUCUCUGCCAACUAUCAAACUGGGCAGGGGACUGAUGAGGAUAUCGAAGUCGCGUCCGUUGUGGAGAACACUGCUGUGCGCGGGAAACGCUUGAAUUGGGCAGAUGCUGGUGGGCAAUUUUCCAUUUUCACCGAGAUUGCUCUCGACACGGCAAAUUCUUGAAUUAAUUUGGCAGAUGGCUUGUAGAGUUUCCUUUUCCGAUUUCACCGAUUUAUUUAGUAUCUCCCGUCUUGGUUUUAUUUUGUUUUGAAAAUUGUUUCUGGCAUUUUUUCCCCAAUUUUUUCUGGUUUUGUUCUAUUUCAUGUUUUUUUUUGCUAUUUGCAUGGGAUAAGCAUGGAUUUGAUUAAGCUUGUUGUUUCCAUUGGCUUUUUGUUGCAUGCAUUUUAUCUUCCCACUCGAUGCAUUCUUCACCUAUUUUUGUUGAAGUUCAUAGAAAUAUUUCGGAAGUCUCCUUUAACAUUUAGUUUACCCAAAGCUUUCUUUUUCCCGUUCAAGUCCAGCGAUCCAUUAUGUUUUUCUACUACUAUUCUCUUCAUUCAAACACUGUUUUAACAUUGUUUUUAUCAGAAUUUCAAGAAUUGUCUUCUUUCACUUUCGAACAAAAGGGUUGGAAUGCAAAUGGGCAACACCAAAAAAACAAAAAACUCAUCAAAUUCCCAUUAUCACUUAUCAUCAAAUUGUUCAGUUCUUUAAACUAAAAUUACGGGUGUCAAAUAUCAUAAUCAUCCAUUGCAUCCAAAUCGUCAAAAGCGCUUACUGGGGGUAGUCCUGAACCCGAACCCUUCGCCAUGGCGGUAGUCGUUGUACUGGGUUUUGAUUCCAGUCCUGAUGGCAUCCCAGCACCCUCAUGCUCAGCCAAGAGAGCCUCCAACUCAUCGUCUUCGGGUGAGUUUUCGACAUGCCCCGCUAGCUUAUUAAUAUCCACAUGAGCAUUAUCGUUGUGAUCGCCCCGGACGAAAAGGUCGUCAUCGCUAUCUGCGUUGUAGUGUUCCGCCGCCUUUCCCUUUCCGCCUUCCCCACCGCCGAAAAUGGACGGUAUAUGAUUUUCUGUGGAACUAUCAACGGUACUAUUGUUUCUCUGGACUGGUGAUGUUCUCGGGUCGCGCCGGGCGGUGUUUGUGGUGGUAGCCGGAAAUAAUUCAUUGUCAUUUUCGGUUUGCGGAUGUCCAUCGCUGCUGGCCGCCGCAGCAUUCGAAGCUGGCAGCUGGGUUGUGUCGUUAUUUGUUUCCUCAUCUCUGUCAGCGGCAUAUAGUCUUGGUUUGCCUUCGUCAAUCCACUCCUUUCGCAUGAUUUGGAUCCGUUUCGAGUGGCCUAGCUUUUCGAUCAUAGCGAGACCGUCUGCGAAUUUCGCGCGGGGGUAGAGGUCAUCCAGCCAGAGCUGGUAAAAGUUGAGCAGGCGCAUGGCGUCAGAGUACUAGGGAAAAUAAUAUACGCAUUAGAUAUCAGUAUCAGCAGAGCGCAUACCAAGCAAUUUCAAAGGGUGAAUUGAAUGGCUGUAUUAUUAUUUAUUACCUCAUGGCCUUUCCCCCUGAACUUGAGCUUGGUUUUUGCAUUCUUGCGUAGCUUUGGUAUUCCGGCUGGCGAUAGUAGUCUGAAGAUCAUGUUUAGCAAAGCGACCCAGAAGCUCCCGCAUGCAUGCUUUUUUUUUUUACCGUGCCUCGUCCAGUUUCGCAACCGGUCGUCUCUUGGGCGCAACUUUGAUCUCCUCAUCUAGACCUAGGCUAGCACCGUUGGAGUCUGCUGGUUCGUCAUUCCUUCUUGAUGCUGGGUUUGACGAGUCGUUAUGUUGGUUCAAGUCGGUCUGUUCCAGGAUUUCAUCCAGCCCGACAUCGUAAUCGAAAAGGUCGUCGACUGUACCUGGUGUAUGGUGUCCGCUAGUGUCGGCACUCCGUCCUCGAGCUUCCAUGGCUGCUUUAUUGCUUUAUAUUUAUUUUCAUGAAAAACAGGGCAAUGGUAAAAAUUCG
Molecule: messenger RNA, 3712 nt
Organism: Blastomyces dermatitidis ER-3
Lineage: Eukaryota; Fungi; Ascomycota; Eurotiomycetes; Onygenales; Ajellomycetaceae
Product: ran exchange factor Prp20/Pim1
Exons: 2
Coding region: 279-1910 (543 amino acids)
Cellular component (GO): cytoplasm
Molecular function (GO): guanyl-nucleotide exchange factor activity
Source: RefSeq, a predicted model, not a curated record